AUGGAAUCAACAUCAAUGGCAUGCAACAAUUCGUUGAAGAAACUUUGCGAACAAUAUGAUCAAGAAAUGGCCGACAUUGAAGUAGAUCUUGACAUACAUGAUAAACUUAUGAAGCUCAUGAGGGAAAACCGUACAACCAACGAACAGGAAUUGUCAUCAAUGCAGAAAAGCACGGGACAAACGGAAAAAGAGUUGCAGCUGCUGGAUGAGAAGACAAACGAGCUCGUUCAAUGUACUAAUUCACAAGGCGAGAAAAUCGAAGAAUUGAAACGCGUGCAACAAAAAAUCAUAGAUGGUAUCAAUGAUGCACAACACUGUUUGCUUACCGCUGAGAAUACUGCUCGGGAUGAUCUAGAAAAAUUGCAUUCGACGGAAACAAAUGCUCGGAAAUUUCUAGAAAGCAAGUUGGCUUCAGCAAAAUUUGCUGAAGUUACCUUAAAAUUGCAAAAUUACCAGAAAACGUUCUCUUCGAAGGUGCAAGAAUCAAUCGAUCGUUUAGCUUCAGUGAAAUCAAUUGCGGAUGAAGCUGAUCGCCUGGAAUACCUUGAGAAAGUCUUAAAAGAUAUGAGAAUGGAUGCCGGGAAUUUGGAAGGACAAAUUGGCGAAGUUGAUGCUCAGUGUUCAGUUUGUCAUAAGAAAAUCGUUAAGUUGCAUGUGAUACAAGAAGAAGAAAAGCAACGACGGAGCGCUAUAUCGGAAAAGUAUAAACAACGUAAAAAGCGUGUUGCGGAACUUACACGUACUCUUAACAGUCGUAAGAACGAUAAGAAGUUGCUUUCUGAAAGAAUGAAUUCUAAGGAGCUGGAACUGAACAAAAACAAGGAGCGUUUUGAAAAGAAAAAUGCCGACGCUGCAACUAUUCAACAAGAAGUAGAUACAAUAAAGGACAAAUUAGCCAAACUUGAAGACACUAUGAAAUUUGAACAGGAGAAGCACGAGCAAAAAGUUCAGGAAAUUAAGGAGGCAGGUGAAGCUGAUAUAUGUGCUACAAAGUCAGUCUUGAUGACUCUAUGUGAAAAGGAAAGCGCACUGCUCGUGCAGAUUCAACAAGCUCGUGAUGAUCUCAAUAAAAAAUCAGAAUGGGAGGCACAUAAGAAAAUCAACGAAGAAAUGGAACGAAAUUUGGAGCAGCUGAAACAGGAGAAAGCGCAACUUCAGCUUGAACUUAAAGAGAAAGAAAACCGUCGUGAUGCACAACUUUCUGGAAUGAAAGCUGUGAAAAGCGCUUUUCAAGAGAGUAAAUUGGAAGCUUCGAAGAAACGUGAAAUUUUGAUGGGGGAAGUGAAGCGCAUGAGUGAAGAGAUUCUGGGCUUGAAGCAUAAGAUCGUGAAGGAAGAACAACGCCUUAAGGCUAAACGAAAUGCAGUAGAUAGACAGUUAAAGAUGGUAACUGUUAGCAAGAAUAUUGGUGCACGUAUACGCUGCGCUGUUGAAAACGAGAAAAAAUCUCGACAAGAUGGCGCAAAAGCAGUACAUGAAUCUUCUCUGACAGGUCAAGAAGGAGCAGAUCAGAAACCACAGAGAACAGAAUCCGGCAAGGGAGAGAAGAGUGAGGAUAUCAAGGCAGAGAAGUUUGGCGGCGAAAAAAUGGUUGUUCGGGAAACCGAUUCUCGAAAACUGUUUCCAGAAAAAAAGUCUGCCGAAGAUGAGAAAGCGAACUCAACUUUUGUCGUCUCAGAAAUCAAAGAACCAUUUCUUGCUUCUAAAGGAAAUGAAAGACGAAGUGAAACACAAAUGCUAAGCGCUGGACAGGAAGAAUCGAAAUUGUUCCAACCCACCACAAAGUGUAAGGCAUCAAGAUACGAUUUUGUAAGGCAGAGUCUCUCAGUUUCGGACACUCUGCCAACUGCGUCAGGAUCGUCAAAAAUAAGUCGCCAGGCUCGGAAAAAACGUAAGCCAGAAGAAGCGAAGACAGCUCAAAAGGAUGAGUCUUUGUUUCACACUGAUGCAGUGAACGAUAAGCAAAAGAAGCGUGGAAGGCCGAAGGGGAGAAAAGCCGCAAAAGGAACACUUCCUGAGAAUGAUAAUUCGAAACUUAUGAAGAAGAAAGACGCUUAUGAUUUGGACAGUGAUUUGGACUAGAUGAACUUGAUAAGCUAAUAUUUUAUUUUCCUCGGC
This is a messenger RNA of Loa loa (African eye worm), 2118 nucleotides long. RefSeq lists its product as hypothetical. The record is from RefSeq and is a predicted model, not a curated record. NCBI's taxonomy places the organism in Eukaryota, Metazoa, Nematoda, Chromadorea, Rhabditida, Onchocercidae. The transcript is spliced from 17 exons. Bases 1 to 2082 code for a protein of 693 amino acids.